GUCUGACCAUGUGUCCAUGACCACAUCAUGUAGUCGCCUCCAGGCUCCUUGAAGAUUGCUCAUCAAGUAUACUACUCUUCUAAAGCCACCUAGAGAACUCGCUGAUCUCUACCAAAGCCCCACCGCUCUUGAGAACGCACCGAGAGCUCUUACCCAGGUCAUCUUGAAGGCAGCGUUUCGUCGACAGUGUCAACGAGAACUGGCUUUCCGUCAAAAAGAUGGCACACAAAGAUGAUAUUGGCUUCGAUUUUCAGCCGGAACUCCCCGUGGGGAUUUCUUGUGUCGGAGGUCGCUAUCUAUUGUUCGACGUUCGGGUGGCGACGUAUCUUCGUCGAAACCAUAAUAUAUGUGGCAUGACGAUUGGAUCUCUUCCGUUAGCGCCGUCUCAAAACCUGUUUUUGGGGAUGCCCAUCGAAAUCAUGCCCGAGGAAGCUCAAGUGUUGGUCGAGAAGAAAGUGGCCUUCAUCGUCGACGAUGCACGUGAGCACCAGCGGGCGCUUCAGACUGCCGACGCCGCCAGACGCGCAGAUUACCGGGCACAUCUCCAGAAACAGACUCAGAGUGUCGAACAGGUCCGAGCCCAGGAAAGAGCAGAGUCCAAGAAACGGGGUCUGGAAAAGGUUUCAAAAAAAGCUGCAGGAACCCCUCAAACAUCAGUCAAUGACCAGCCAGCGCGUGAUCCACUGGAUUUUGAGAAUGUCCAAGAAAGUCAAGCCCACCAGUCAAGCCAGGCCGACGAUAAUGUUGCCGAUUCCACAGCGUCUGGUGUAACAACCGGCUAUGAAAUCACGCCAACAACUUCUCAACUCCUCGUCCCGACGAAUGCUCCGUCUCCAUCUUUGAGCAAUGCUAGCACCCAAGCAGCUGUACCAAAUCUCCCGUCAUCAUACCCUUUGUAUCGCCAUCUCCAUAGCCAAGGAUACUUUGCAACUCCAGGCCUGCGAUUCGGUUGCCAGUAUACCGUGUAUCCGGGUGAUCCGCUCCGGUUCCAUUCCCAUUUCCUCGCCGUGGGAACGGAAUGGGACGAGGAAAUCGAUUUGAUGGAUAUUGUCGGCGGCGGCCGGCUGGGAACUGGUGUCAAAAAGGGGUUUUUGAUCGGUGCGCAGAGCCCUGUGGGUGAUGUGAGAACAUUCAGUGUCGAAUGGGCAGCCAUGUGAGCUCAAUCAAGCUUAGAUCUACGUAGAUCACACUGUUGUCUUGACCAACCUAAUGCCAUGAUGAGACUGUGCAACGGAGAUUAGGUAUUCCGCGGCGAAGCUUUUUUCCUGCAUGAUGGAAUGACGUUGAUUGUGCUGAUGAAUCUUCGUCGGAAAAGGUGGUUUUAAUUUCUGCUGGCUCAAAAAUAUAAUUCCACGAGCAGAGAUUGAGGAGAAUCUGAGCCCUAUAAUUUCUCAGACAUUAUCCAUUCCCUUCCAUUUGAAUUUGCG
Molecule: messenger RNA, 1427 nt
Organism: Exophiala mesophila
Lineage: Eukaryota; Fungi; Ascomycota; Eurotiomycetes; Chaetothyriales; Herpotrichiellaceae
Product: tRNA-intron endonuclease
Exons: 2
Coding region: 219-1157 (312 amino acids)
Biological process (GO): tRNA splicing, via endonucleolytic cleavage and ligation; tRNA-type intron splice site recognition and cleavage
Cellular component (GO): tRNA-intron endonuclease complex
Molecular function (GO): nucleic acid binding; tRNA-intron lyase activity
Source: RefSeq, a predicted model, not a curated record